Castor canadensis (American beaver) is the source of this 5936-nucleotide messenger RNA. NCBI's taxonomy places the organism in Eukaryota, Metazoa, Chordata, Mammalia, Rodentia, Castoridae. The record is from RefSeq and is a predicted model, not a curated record.
CUCUUAAUGAAGGCUACUGUGUGACCCGGACCCUGGGGGAGGGGGAUGGGCUACACCAAGAAUAGACUUCCUUGAAUAUCACUCUUGAGUGUUUUGCCCUGUGCCAGGCACCGUUGUAAUCACUUAGAUGGAUUAUCUCAAAUAACUUUGUAGUCAGCCUGAGAGGUGAGUUACUUGCAUUAUUCCCCCAAUUUGCAGAUUAGAAAAUUGAGGCUUGAUGCCUUGCCCAGAAGUUUUAGACUAACACACAACAGGCAGGUUAAUUUUCCUCCUCAGUCCUAAGUCCCUCGGAGUUUACAGGUUUUCUUUCCUUUCCUUUCUUUGUCUUGAGUUCUUUCUUUCUCUCUCUUUUGCUCCCUCCCACCCCCUGCUCCCCACAUUUUCUGAAACUUUAUUGUGCAGUUGGUACUCCUAGACCCUGAGAUUGAAGUGUACAACCAGAGUGAGGGGAGAGGAGUGCGUUUACAGAGCACCGGUUGCCCAGGACAGUGAUAAGCUGUUUCCAGAGUCAUCCUGGGCUGGGGCCCUCCUCUGCAGCCAUGGUCUGGAGGAAACUGGGUGCUGGCAACUUCUCCAACUGCCCCAACGGCUCCAUCCAGUGGAUCUGGAAUGUGUUUGGUGAAUGUGCCCAGGAUGGCUGGGAUGAGGCCAGUGUGGGCCUGGGCUUGGUCUCCAUUGUCUGCUUUGCUGCAUCCACCUUCCCCCAGUACAUAAAGGCCUGCAAGACAGGCAACAUGGACCAGGCCCUGUCCCUGUGGUUCCUCCUGGGCUGGAUCAGUGGAGACUCCUGCAACCUCAUCGGCUCCUUCCUUGCAGACCAGCUGCCCCUGCAGACCUACACGGCUGUGUAUUACAUCCUGGCAGACCUGAUGAUGCUGACAUUGUACUUCUAUUACAAGUUCAAGAAACGUCCCUCUCUGGUGUCUGCCCCCAUCAAUUCUGUGCUCCUGUUCAUCAUGGGGACAGUGUGUAUCACGCCACUGCUCAGCAGCACUGGCCUAGAGGCUGCCCCAAGAGAACUCUUCCGGGGACGGACGCUUCUGUCUGUGGAGCCGGGCAGCAAGCCCUUCACAAAGCAGGAGGUCAUCGGUUUCGUCAUUGGCUCCGUCUCCAGCAUGCUGUACCUAUUCUCCCGGCUGCCACAGAUUCGCACCAAUUUCCUACGGAAGUCGACCGAGGGGAUAUCCUACUCUCUGUUUGCCUUGGUGAUGCUGGGGAACACGUUGUAUGGGCUGAGUGUGCUCCUCAAAAACCCUGAGGUUGGCCAGAGCAAAGGCAGCUACCUGCUGCACCACCUGCCCUGGCUCGUGGGUAGCCUGGGCAUGCUGCUGCUCGACACCAUCAUCUCCAUCCAGUUCCUGGUGUACCGGAGCCACGCCACCUCCCCAGAGCAUGAGCCCCUCCUCCCCAGCUGACCAACACCAGGCUGAGCCCUGGACAAAGAGAACCCCCAGAUGCUACCCCCAGGAAGGAAGAGGUGUGAUGUCGCUGCCACCCCUGGACUGGGCCUCGGAGGCAGUCUGCCUUUCCGCCAUGCCUUGAAUCCUCCAGACUGACCGACUCACUCUUCCAGAACCAAGACCAAUCCUCAGGGCUGGCCUGCCCCGCCCUGGGACACCCCUCUCCAGGGAGCCUGCAGCAGUGCUCCAGCUGAAAACCCAGGGCCUCAGAAGACAGUGCGGCAGCCCCCGCCCUCCUACCUCAUUCUGCUUGCACUGCAGCCAGCAGACCCAGGACUCUCACUGACUGGACACAAGCUAGUAAAUGGUCCCUGCCAGCCAGCCAGGUGUUCUGAUCUCCUUCCCAAGGUGCUGGGAUCUAGGCUGCUUUGGGGACGUAUGGUGGGUGAGGACCCUCCCCCCUGCCUGGGGAGAGACUAUGACCACCCAUGGGGCCCCUGGUUUCUUAAACUGUAUCUUUAUGUUCUCUCUGGGACAGGCUCCACCCUGACAGAGGGGAUAUAACAGCAAUGUUGAUACCCCAGUAGGCUCCCUGCUCCUGGGCAAGCAGAAAGAACAUAAUAGUCGCGUGUAGAUCUUGGUUUGGCAUCUCAGUUUCCCAGUGCCUGUGAACUAACACGAGAUGGGCAGUGAUGCUCCACCCUCCACGCGUCCAUCCUUACGAGGAUUAGACAGGCAGGGGCGGGGGCGUAAAUAGAGUUCAGCCCCAGAAUCUGGCAUGAGUGAUAGCUCAGUUCAAUAAAGCUUAGCUUCAGUGAUGUUCAGGUAAGUAAGAGGCACAGCCACCCUCUCUGGAGGUCAUGGUGACUUCCUGGAGGAGGUGACAGGCUAGAUGCUUGAGUGAGAUAAGGGAGGGAGGUUGGUAAAAAGAGGAGGGGUAGUCCCUGAGCUCAGCCUCCUGAGCCCCAGAUCUUGUUGGUCACUGGGACCUUGUCAGUGUCUGGGGGCAGAAAGAACAGCUGCCCUCCUUGCUGGUCUGGUCUUAACCCUUCAGAAACCAGAUAUGGGGAACUGGAGCCCACCUUGGGGGCUGGGGGCAGCUGUACCCCUGAGUGACCUUCUUUUAGAAUCCCCACUCCCUAGCUCAGAGGAAGGAGCGCCUCUGGCUGUGCUGCCCUGGCCCGCACCAGGCAUGGCACCAUGUGAGCCAACUCUGGUCCCUCAGUGAGAAGAGAUGGUCACCUGCCCUGGUGGGAAGAGCUGUGGCCAGAAGACAGAAGGUACCAUAGGAAUGGGACUGGACGUUCCCCUGAGGAUCAGCCUAGACGGCUUCACAGAGGAGGGGCCCAUGAGCUGGGUCUGGAAGGCAGAGUGUGAUUAUGAAAGGAGAGGGCCUGUGCAAAGGCCCAGGUGAGUCUGUGCUGCCCCCAGGUGGGGCUUGUUAAGAAGGGCCUUCCUGAGAGAAGGCCGGGCUGAUGCUGAGGACAAGGACAGGUCCUGGGGGCAGGGCUCUCUGCAGUCCAGGGCAGGUGAGUUUGGUUGGGGAGGAGUCUCUGGCUGCAGGGGGGAAGGGAGAUGGGAGUUCAGGUGGGCAGUGAGGCAGGCAGGUCUCGUCUUCCAGGUCCAUACUGCAGUGCCUGUAGAGCCCGUGUGCAGCUGGGGUUUGUUGAGCCCUUGCUGUGUGCGGGGCCUGGCCAUGGGCCCUCAGUGUGAUCCUUACAACCUUCACCGUCCCCACAGCUUCCUCUGAUAGAUGGAAUGAACCAUAAACAGGGAAACAGGCUUAGAGAAAUUCGGUGACUUGCCUAAGGUUGCCCAUCUAGGACAACAGCUGUUAGACACACAGUAGCUUCUCCAGCUAUGGUGCCAUCCAUUCCGGGCCAGCAUCCUGCCUGGCUGGGUAUCCAGGGCAGGUAGUGGGGUGCAGUCAGCCUUACUCUCUGGGGCCGCGUGCCCUCUGCUGGGCUCGUUCCCACUUUGCAGCUGGAUGUCUGGCUCCAUCCCCGGAUGGGACCUGGCUUCAUGCCAGUUACUUAGGCCCAGGUGCCACCUUUCCCAGCCUGAAGACCAGGAAGCUCAGUGACAGUGUGGGCCCCAAGAGUAGGCCCAAAUUGGAGCUGUACAGGGAGAAGAAAAUGAAGUAACAGCCAGCUGGAGAGGCCCUCAUUCCGUGAAGGUGCCACAACCCCUCUUCUGUCACCUUUUGGGAGGCCCAGGCUAAUGGAAAUGUGGCCCUGGCCCUGGGGAGCGCCUGCCUAAUGGAGACACAGCCCCUACCCUCAGGAAGCAGCCCCCCUAAACCUUGAUUCCUCAACCUUGUGGGCUCAGUCCUCUACCACAGGCAGGAGUCAAGCUGGUGGGGCUGGCAGACCCUGCUAGUCUGUCCCUAGAGCCCUGUGAGUGGCACACAGACUUGGAGGUCCUCCACACUGUGCUCUAAGCAUGGCCCCAACCUCUGGGCAGCCCAUGCCUCAGGGAGACAGCCUAAGCCUCAGUUUUCUUAUCCCAUGGGGCCAAGAGUAAUACUACUGGCCCCAGAACACAGGUGUGUUGAUCAAAUGAGAUGUACUUGUAGGCUUAUGUCUGGCAUGGGGCCACCUUAGGUUGUCCAUCUGACUGGGAGUUACCAGUACCACAACCACCACAGGUUUCUCCCAAGGAGAGAUUGACAGGAUCUCGCCACACUGAUGGGGCCAGGUGGAUCCAAGUUAGAAGCCUCCCUAGGUGGCUUUCCUGUCUCUCUCUGGCCCAUGCUUCUUGCUCCUUGCUGUAGGUCAUGGGGUGGUGAAUGCUCAUAUUGGUGUAGCCUGGGCUGAGGGGACAGGAGGCCACUCAGGCCUGAAGUGCAGGCAUCUGGUUUCAGCCUCAGGCUCAGCUACAGAAAGGGAACUGCACCUACCAGUGGCCCUUGUCCAGGAGGGUGUCCGUCAGGGUGCUUGUGGGGGGCCGGAGGCUGGGCCAUGUUCCUCUAAAGGUCCCUACUAUGGUGGGCUUUAUAUAUAAUUAUCUAUGUGUGUAAUUACAUAUGCUACAUCACAAACACAUACAUUUGACAUAUGGAGCCCAAAUGGCCUCUAACUUGUGAUCCUACUCCCUCAGCCUCCCAAGUGCUGUGGUGUACCACACCUGGCUGCAGGUUAUAUUUUAACUGGAACAAAAAGCCCCGUAUAAAAGGUUAUCGCUCAGUGCCUGGCCUGAUGCACCCAAGAUGCGGGGCUUUGCCUCCCCGAAGUCCCAGGGGUGGGGUGGAUGGCAGGCCGGAAGUGUCAACCACAAGGCAGAAGGGACAGACCCAGCAGCCCAGUCCUCAGCACUUGACCCUAGGCCUUCCCAGGCCAGUUUCCCAUUGGUCAUCAAACCUGGGAUUGUUUAAAGGCAAGUGAGGACAUAGUGGCUGUCAGUUCUCCCCUUCGCCAGAAGGGGGAGAAAGCCACAAGUCCUCUCUCUCCCUCUCUCUCCAACUCUUCUCCCAUCUGACUCAGCUUUGACUUGGCCUUCACUGGAGCUGGCAGUGGGACCAGAGGUCUCUGGGAAAACAGCCCAGUGGCAAGACUGCCUUUCACCCCAGAUUCACACAGUUCAUCUGCUGAGUACUGAUCCAGCCCUGUCUCAGCAGGCCCUGAGGACACUCUUCCAGUGCUCCUUCCUCACCCCGAAAGACCCCCUGUCCUGCUUGCCCUUACAUCCCCAGAACUUAGUAGGUGCUUAGUAAACGGUGGUGAGCCAGUGAAUGCUAGAGACACUGUCAAGGGGCUGUCAAUCCACUCCGGUGGAGGCAGGCGUGUUGCCCCCGCCCCAGUCAUGGGCCUGCUUCUCCACGUGGGUGAACUGCAUGGUAUGUGAGGCGUAUCUCAACAGAGAUAAAUGUCAAAUUAGCUCUUAAGUAUUAAAACGUGGAAAGUUAGGGGUUAAUGGAUGUAAUGACAUCUUGCAGUCUUUCUGAGUGCAUUGCCCUGGACGGUGUGACCGACUCUGUAGGAGAAGCUGUGCAGUCUGUUAGCUCCCAGAGAGUGGAGGGCCAUGUAGUUACCAGCUUUCCUCUUUGGCUACUUGCUCCCUGCUGCCCUUCAUCCAAAAAGCCCUGUACCGGGACCCUUUGUCCCCCAUCUUACUUGCUCGACUUGGUCUCAAAAGCUGGCAGUGCUGGCCCUUGUGGAAGAGUCCAGAAGGCAAAGUGAGACGCUGAACUCCACAAAUGUGUUGCACUAGACCACACACAGAAGAACUAAGGAGAUGGGAAGUUCAUAUCAACAAUGAGGCAGGGGAUGAGAGCCAGGGAAGGCAUUGGCAGGCACUGGGACCUGUGUGUGGGGAGCAGCACAGAGGGUAAGAAAGCCAGGCUCCACAGUGACUGGCUUCCUCCUAUCUGCAGUGUGACCUGCAUGUAGACAGAGGCCCCUGCACAGCUCCUGAAAAAAUAAAAGCAAGGGCAGGGAGGGGCAAGGACCUUCACCUUGCCACACACUAUGUGACUGAAUGGCCAGUUCUUCGGGGCAGUGGACUGGGAUCUGGGUGCCUGCAGUGCCUCCUCCUCCC